This is a messenger RNA of Aphanomyces invadans, 558 nucleotides long. RefSeq lists its product as hypothetical. Lineage: Eukaryota; Oomycota; Saprolegniomycetes; Saprolegniales; Verrucalvaceae. The coding region runs from base 1 to 558 and encodes 185 amino acids. The record is from RefSeq and is a predicted model, not a curated record. The transcript is spliced from 5 exons.
AUGGAACAUAACAGCAUGAGAAAUUGGUGGCUAUGCAUUGGAAUUGCAAUGCUUUUGUACGUGGAUGUUGCUGUCAAUGCCAUCGCGCGCCCAUACCCGCCGCUUCUCAUGGUAACUCCAAUCGCAUGCAUCGUCCUCAUGGUGUUGGGACACCUCCUCGCGUUCUUCCCACGCCGCCGCGUGUCCAUUAUGAUGUCGUUGGUGUGCAUGAUGGCCGUGAUCCUCGUCUUCCACACGCUCGUCCAUGCUUCGUUCCGCUACAGUCUCAUGCAAUCCUGCUGCAAUCCCCGAUGGAGCGCGCCAUCCACCAAGUUGGCCAUAUUCAACUCGAUGGCGUGUGCGAUGGCCAUGACCGACUGCUCGUACAGCAUCGUGGCGUCGAUUCUCCAUCUCGGAAGUUUGUUUCUGUGCUUGCAUGGCAUGGUUCGUGCAAGCGUGUUUCACUUGGAAGUAUCGAUCGAGCACGUUCAUCUCGAAGCUGCGUUCCGUUCGUAUAUGGAUCGCCUGCGCUACGUCCAUGUGCCCCACCAUCGCGCCGUUGGGUCGACUUGGGAAUAA